Molecule: messenger RNA, 1582 nt
Organism: Dermatophagoides pteronyssinus (European house dust mite)
Lineage: Eukaryota; Metazoa; Arthropoda; Arachnida; Sarcoptiformes; Pyroglyphidae
Gene: TfIIEalpha
Product: transcription factor IIEalpha
Biological process (GO): transcription initiation at RNA polymerase II promoter
Cellular component (GO): transcription factor TFIIE complex
Source: RefSeq, a predicted model, not a curated record
GUUGUUGUUUUCACACACAGACACAUCGAAUUUUCCAACAAGAAUUUUCAUUUUUUCGUUUUUUUGAUCAUCAAAAAUUCAUUUAAACAUUUAAAAGUUAAAUUCUGUGAUUCUUUUACAAUUGAAAACGAAAUGUGGUUCAAUUCAUUGAUGGAAUGAAAAUUUUGUAACAUCAUUACCGAAAUCUUUGUCUUUUUGUGGCCAAAUAUAAAUAAAUAAUGGAAGUACCGCGUCCAUUAAAACAUUUGGUACAAAAAGUACUUCGUGGAUUUUAUCCAUGUGAACAUGUAAUUGUUGUUGAUUUAUUAAUAAGAAAAAUUGUUCUAAAAGAAGAUGAUAUGAUUGAAUUAUUACGAUUUGAAAAGAAACAGCUACGCGGUGUAUUGGCAUUAUUGAAAAAUGAUAAAUUAAUCAAAUUCAAAUUGAGAAUGGAAACCGGUUUGGAUGGUAAAGCUUUCCGGCAAAAUUAUUAUUAUAUAAAUUAUAAAGAUUUUGUUAAUGUUGUCAAAUAUAAAUUGGAUCAUAUAAGAAAAAAAUUCGAAUUAAUUGAUCGUGAUAAUACAUCAAGAGCUUCGUUUAUUUGUUCUUAUUGUAGAAAAUCUUUUACCGAUUUAGAAGUGGAUAUGUUGUUGGAUAGUUCGGGCGAGCUCAGAUGUACACAUUGUGGUAGUGAAGUUUGUGAAGAUCCAAAUCAUCUACCAAAAGCUGAUUCAAGAAAAAUGUUAGCAAAAUUCAAUGAAACAAUGGAACCAUUAUAUAUGUUGCUCAAAGAAAUUGAAGAUAUUCGUUUAACAGCCGAAUUAUUAGAUCCAGAUAUUGAUAGUCGAAUUGAACAACAAGCACAACAAAAUUAUGAUGGUACAUUUUCUACUGGAAAAUGGAGUGAUAAAAAGAAAGGUCUUUUUGGCAAUGCAAUGGCAAAUCUAAAUCAUUUUAAUGUUAAAAUUGAUGAUACUGAUUCAACGAAUAAUCAAAAUCAAAAUCAACCGAAAAAAGAACAACCAAUUUGGAUGAUGGAAAGUACAAUAUCAGGUGCAACAAAUAAUAUGGCCAUUGAAAAUGGUGCUGGUGGUAAAAUGAACAAAAUGAUUAAUGGUGGUCCAAAUGUUGGAACAAAUGCAAAUAUUCGACCAUUAAUCGAUACAUUCGAAUUACCAUCAAGUAUAAGUGAACUUAGUAGCUCGGAACAAGCUAAAGAAAUUCUAGAAAUUUUAUUAUCAUAUGAAAAACCAAAUGAUCCUUGUUGGUUUCGUAUUUGUAAAUAUUUUGGCUUUACAAUCAAUACUGAUAAUGAUGAUGAUAAUGAUGAAAAUAUUGUUGAUUUAAACGAAAUGACAAACAAUGAUGAAAAUAUCAACAACAAUAAUAUAGAUAAUCAAAUGGAUAUUGAUUUUUUCGAUUGUUUACCAUUUAUUAGUGUAAAUGGUUGUCCUAUUUCAUUAAUAGAUUUAACUGAUGAACAUAUACUCAAAAUGAAUGAUUUAGAAAAACAAGAAUAUAUUAGGAUAGCACAACAAUUAUAUGUUACUGUUUUUGAUAUUUAAACAAAAUCCAAAAUCCAUAUUUUUUAUUAUUAUUAUUA